This is a messenger RNA of Quercus robur (English oak), 1030 nucleotides long. RefSeq names its product mediator of RNA polymerase II transcription subunit 20a-like. Gene Ontology annotation, biological process: regulation of transcription by RNA polymerase II. Lineage: Eukaryota; Viridiplantae; Streptophyta; Magnoliopsida; Fagales; Fagaceae. The coding region runs from base 266 to 934 and encodes 222 amino acids. Gene Ontology annotation, cellular component: mediator complex. The transcript has 6 exons. The record is from RefSeq and is a predicted model, not a curated record. Gene Ontology annotation, molecular function: transcription coactivator activity.
GAAAGAAGGAAAAAGUCUAAAAGGUCUUUUCAAUUUUAUUUGGUAUGGCAUGAAGUGAAUAUUAUUGUGUGCUUAAAUUUUGGCCCAUCUUCGAUUCUCAUUCAAUAGGAGUAGACAGGAACAAGCAACGCAACCCCUUUGAUUUCUGCCGAAUCAUCUCUCUAUCUCACUCUCUCGAAUCCCGUUCCUGACAACGACUACUUCCUUGACAGAACCUCAUUCUCGUCCUGUCUUUGCCUGCCAGGCUCCAGACCACACAGAUGCCAUGCCACUCAAAUGGGUAUUGCAUUGGCAGCCAAAUGCGGGAAGCACGGUGAAUAGCCAAAUACUGAGCGAAGUGUCGCAGUGUGUGGAGAGCAUCAAUGGCCUCAAACAAGGCAGGUGGAAAGCCACUCUCACCUUGUACAAACCCCAUACCCGAGAGCCAUCACUGGCGGCCGAGUUCCCACGAGAUUUUCUAGGGGUAUCAGUGCCAGAGCAGCCAAACAAGUACUACUUCAUAAUCCGUGGCCAACGAAUUGUUCUUGAAGCUGAUUCCUCUAUUCAGACUAUUAUGGAGAAGCUUCAGUCAUACAAAACUCGCAUUGCCCUUAAUUUUGAUGGCUUUCAGUAUCAACUUGGUGACUUUCAAUUGCGAGUGGGAAAAGUAUCUCCUACUCAUUCUGAAAAUUUGAGAGGGAUAGUUAUGGAGGUUGAGUAUCUUCCCAUUUCUUCUAUGGAGAAAGCCAGGCAAAUCAUGGGAGAGUUUCUUGAGAUAUGGCAAGAAGCUGUAUCAAAGAGAUCAUUACCAGGACAAUUUAUGCAUAUAGAACCAAAUUUUGCAGAAUAUGGCCUCGCAGACCACUAUACUUCCCAACACACAGCUGUUCAGUAUGCUAUUGUCAUGGCACAACUAAUUGCAACAGUGCAAGCAGUACAGUCAGUGAGAAAUUAGGAAAUGAUAAAAGAUUUGUUCAUGUAUGCUACAUGUAUGACUGCUUCCUUUUUGCUGUUUAAGUGAAAGAAAAUCAAAGAUUAAGGCUUUAAUUGA